UCCCGCCAACCUCGCUCUCCCUCAAACUCUCUCUCAGGUUAACUAAACUCACUCUUUUUCAUACAAAAUAACUCACAAAAGAGUCUCUCUAUGAUGCCAAUUCAUCAACUUUGGUGCCGAAUUUCUUAUAAUAGGUAAAAUUUUGUAACGUUUUGAUGAAGGUUUCUGUUUUUUCAGUCAUAACUCAUACGUUAAUUGUAUGAUUUAUUAAUGCUAUGCUCUGCUGAUAAUAUAAUUAACUGGGGUUUUGUCAAAAACCCAUUUUUUGUCAUUCUCUUCGAAGAGAUAUGAAGAUUAUGCUUGAAAGGUGAAAACUUCCAUCUUUUUUUGUGCGUUUAGUUGUUAAAUUUUGUGUUAUUAGAGAUGGCAGGGAAUUCUGAUACAGUGAGGAAAACCCCACCUGGGAUUUUGCUUAUAAGAAGAUUAAGAGGUAGAGAUUGGUCUUUAAAAACGUAUAGAUACAUGAUUUUGCUGGUUACUUUCAUAGCAUACGCUUGUUAUCAUGCCUCAAGAAAACCUAGUAGCAUUGUCAAGAGUGUAUUGUAUCCUGAACCUUUGACGCAGCAACACCCUUGGCCUAUGGGCCAACUCUUUCUUAAGCAAGAUUUUUUGAGCGUUCAUCAAAAGAGAUCGAAUCAUAAAGGUUGGGCUCCAUUUAAUGGAAGUGAUGGGACAUCAAGAUUGGGGGAAAUUGAUGUUGCAUUUCUUUCUUUUUACUCAUUGGGGAUGUAUGUUGCUGGGCAUUUAGGAGAUACUUUGGAUCUGAGGUUAUUUUUGACUACGGGUAUGAUAGGGAGUGGCAUUUUUGUGGGGCUUUUUGGUAUGGGAUACUUUUGGAAAGUUCACCUGUUUGGUUUCUAUCUUGUUAUGCAAAUGGUUGCCGGUUUAUUUCAAGCCACUGGUUGGCCUUCUGUUGUGGCUGUGAUUGGGAAUUGGUUUGGGAAAAGGAAGAGGGGUUUGAUAAUGGGUAUCUGGAAUGCACAUACUUCUGUUGGGAAUAUUACUGGUUCUCUUCUUGCUGCCAGUGUUUUGGAUUAUGGUUGGGGUUGGUCUUUUAUAGUUCCAGGUGCAUUUAUUGUGAUGGGUGGGAUCAUUGUUUACUUGUUCCUGGCUGCUUAUCCUGAGGAUAUUGGCUUUCCUUACAUAGAUGGUUCGGUUGCAAAUGCGGAGACUGUGCGUAGAGAUGAAGAAUCCCAGAUCAAAGGAAACGAGGUGGAAGUGCAAAAUAAUAUAAGUUCUCGAAAAGGGUCUGGGAGUAGGAAAAGCGUUGGCCUUCUUCAAGCUUGUUUGAUACCAGGUGUGAUACCGUUUGCAUUGUGCCUCUUCUUCGCAAAGCUGGUGGCCUACACAUUUUUAUACUGGUUACCCUUUUAUUUAAGCCAGACAGAAAUUGGUGGAGAGUACAUGUCAGUCAAGACUGCUGGAAAUCUCUCCACUCUGUUUGAUGUGGGGGGAAUUGUUGGUGGAAUCCUUGCUGGUUAUAUAUCAGAUAAACUUAAAGCUCGUGCCAUUACAGCAGCCACCUUCAUGUAUGCUGCAAUUCCAUGCAUGCUCUUAUAUCGCACAUAUGGGGGUGUCUCACAGACUCUCAACAUUUUACUUAUGAUGCUUGCUGGCCUAUUUAUAAAUGGACCAUAUGCACUUAUCACUACUGCAGUCUCUGCAGACCUUGGCACACACAGUAGUGUAAGAGGUGAUUCUCGGGCUCUGGCAACAGUGACCGCCAUUAUUGAUGGUACUGGAUCAGUUGGUGCAGCUCUUGGUCCUCUGCUUACUGGAUUCCUUUCAGAAAGAGGGUGGAAUUCUGUUUUUGUUAUGCUAAUGGUUGGUGCUCUUGUUGCGGGGCUUCUUUUGUCACGUCUAGUCAUAGCUGAAAUCAAUGAAAAAACUAGCAAAUCCAUGACUCCAUCCACUGGACAGCAAAAUUUUGAAGGUGCUGCAUACCAACCACUUUUGAGUGACCAAAGGUGAUGAUCAGGGGUAUGGUUCAUGAAAUUAUUGAAGUUGGAAGGAUUGAGAACAGAUGCUACAGAUUGAAGUACUAAAUUAAUAGUGCAGAACAACAGAAAUAAAGAAAUGUAUUUUAGAUGGCGUGGUUAAUAUUUGCAGCUUCAGUCAACUUUUUGUAAGAAAAAUAAAUGAUAUGUAGAGUUUAUUUAUUGGUUCUUUUGUGGGAAAGUGUGGAAGACUUGUUCUAAAGCACACCAAACUUUUGGUUACCAAAUUCUGAUGAACUGAGUCGGAAUCUAAUGCAACCUUAGUCUACAUGUUUAUGGACUGACGCUGGAGAUGAACAUGCAUAUUCAGCUAAGGUUAGAUUCGACAAU
Messenger RNA from Pistacia vera, 2327 nucleotides. Its product is annotated as putative glycerol-3-phosphate transporter 4. Gene Ontology annotation, molecular function: glucose 6-phosphate:phosphate antiporter activity. Gene Ontology annotation, biological process: transmembrane transport; phosphate ion homeostasis. The transcript is spliced from 3 exons. Bases 364 to 1971 code for a protein of 535 amino acids. Gene Ontology annotation, cellular component: membrane. NCBI's taxonomy places the organism in Eukaryota, Viridiplantae, Streptophyta, Magnoliopsida, Sapindales, Anacardiaceae. The record is from RefSeq and is a predicted model, not a curated record.